AUGGAGAAGCUGACGUUAGACAACCCCUUCUCAGAAGAGAUCACCAAUUUUCAAAUGCCAAAGAACUUUGUGCUGCCUAUUUCCCUUGAGCCAUACAAGGGGUUUGGUGAUCCCUGCGCUCAUAUCAAGAAAUUUCAAUCCAUGAUAUUUUUUAACGGCGCUAAUAAUGAGCCUAUACUUUGCCGAGCUUUCCCAACUUAUCUUGAUGGUGCUGCAUUACUCUGGUUCUCUAAGUUGUCUGCAGGUUCAAUUUCUUCUUUUGAAGAGCUGGCGAGAUCUUUCAUUGAUUACUUUGCCGCAUCAAGAAUAUAUGUACACGGAUCAGACUACCUCGGCACAAUUAGACAACGACAACAUGAAAGCCUAAAAGACUACAUGGCUCGAUUCGCUGAAGCCACUAUGGAGAUUCUAGACUUAGACCCUGCAGUCCACCUACACGCCCUUAAAACCGGCCUCCGACCUGGCAAGUUCCGAGAAAUGAUCGUAGUAACCAAACCAAAAUCUCUGGAAGAAUUCCGAGAAAGGGUUGCAGGUCAAAUGGAGAUCGAAGAACUUCGUGAAGCUCAUAAAAUAGACAAACAACCAACCAAAAGAGAAGAGGAGAAGACUUUCAAAUUGUCAGGUAACAAGGAACCAAAGAAACCUUUCAAGCUCACACCAUUAAUACCUACACCAGAUUCAAUACCAAGAGGGAGAACAUAA
Arachis ipaensis is the source of this 702-nucleotide messenger RNA. The record is from RefSeq and is a predicted model, not a curated record. Lineage: Eukaryota; Viridiplantae; Streptophyta; Magnoliopsida; Fabales; Fabaceae.